AUGGGUGUCUAUCGCGUCCGCGUGUCCACUGGUACCUCUGUCUACGCGGGCUCCAAAAACCAGGUGGAACUGUGGUUGGUCGGCCAGCACUGGCAGGCUGCGCUCGGGGCCAGCCCGAGAUCAGGUGAGAAGCAGGAAUUCAAAGUGGACGUCUCAGAGUACUUGGGUUUGCUGCUGUUUGUGAAACUGCGCAAAAGGCACCUUCUUCAGGAUGAUGCCUGGUUCUGCAACUGGAUCUCUGUGCAGGGCCCUGGAGAUGGAGGGGCUGAGUACAGGUUCCCUUGUUACCGCUGGGUUCAGGGUAACUGCAUCUUGAGACUCCCUGAGGGUACUGGCGAGUACCAGGGGCGAGUGUGUGAGAAGGCACAAGAGAGACUGAGGGUUGACCCUCUGGAAUACCAAUACCUGAUUUCAUUUCUAUCCCACAGGUGGGGUAACUGGAAGGCUGGAUUAAUCCUGAAUGUGCCUGGUACUAGUUUAUCUGACCUCCCUGAAGAUGAACGAUUUCUGGAAAACAGGAGAGUCGACUUUGAAGCUUCACUGGCCAUGGAGUAAGACCAAGGGGGCCUGACUGCCGACCUGGCUGUCAAAAGAUCUGUGAAUAUUCUGAGUAACUGGAAUGAUGUGGAUGACUUUAACCGGAUUUUCUGGUGUGGCUACAGCAAACUGACUGAUCGAGUGCAGCAGUCCUGGAAGGAGGAUGCCAUCUUUGGGUACCAGUUUCUUAAUGGUGCCAACCCCAGGCUGCUGAAGCGCUCCAUUCAGCUUCCUGACCGCCUAGUGUUUCCUCCAGGGACAGAGGAACUGCAGAAGGAGCUCAAGAAAUCCCUUGCCCUCUCCCCUACCCAGGGAGGCACUUUGUUUGAGGCUGACUUUUCCUUGCUGGAUGGGAUCAAGGCCAAUGUCAUCUGUAGUCACCAACAGCACCUGGCUGCCCCUCUGGUCAUGCUGAAACUGCAGUCCGAUGGGCAACUCUUACCCAUGACCAUUCAGCUCCAACUGCCAAGAAUCGGCUGUACUCCACCACUGCUAUUCCUGCCCACAGACCCCCUGGUCUGGCUCCUGGUCAAAUGCUGGGUCCGCAGCUCUGAAUUUCAGCUUCAUGAGCUGCAGUCUCACUUUCUGAGAGGACACUUGAUGGCUGAGGUCUUUGCUGUGGCCACCAUGAGGUGCCUUCCAUCAAUACAUCCUAUCUUCAAGCUUAUAAUUCCUCACCUUCGAUACACCAUGGAAAUUAACCUUCGGGCCAGGAAUGGGCUGGUCUCAGAUUGUGGAGUUUUUGACUAGGUGGUGAGCACAGGUGGUGGAGGCCACCUGGAUCUGCUCAAGCGUGCUGGAGGCCUUCUGACCUAUAGCUCAUUCUGUACCCCUGAUGACUUAGCUGAGCGGGGACUCCUGGAAGUCAAGUCUUCCUACUAUGCUCAAGAUGCACUGCAGCUCUGGGAAAUCACCUAUCGAUAUGUGGAAGGAAUUAUGGAUCUGCACUAUAAGACAGAUGUGACUGUGAGAGAUGACCAUGAGCUGCAGAACUGGUGUCGAGAGAUCACUGAAAUUGGGCUUGGGCUGCUAGGGGCCCAGGACCAAGGGUUUCCCACCUCUCAUCAGUCUUGGGCCCAGGCUUGCCACUUUGUCACCAUGUGCAUCUUCACCUGCACUGGGCAGCACUCCUCCAUCCAUCUGGGCCAGCUGGAUUGGUAUUCUUGGAUCCCUAAUGCACCCUGCACCAUGUGGCUGCCUCCACCAACCACCAAGGAUGCCACUAUGGAGAUGGUGAUGGCCACACUACCUACUGUUAAUCAGGCUACUCUCCUGAUGUCCAUCAUUUGGCAGCUUGGCAGAUGCCAGCCCAUUAUGGUGCCUCUGGGUCAGCAUGAGGAGGAGUAUUUUUCAAGCCCUGGGUCCAAGGCUGUGCUGAAGAGGUUCAGGGAGGAACUGGCUGUCCUGGAUAAGGAAAUUGAGGUCUGGAAUGAAAACCUAGACAUACCCUAUGAGUACAUGUGGCCCAGCCUGGUGGAAAACAGUGUGGCCAUAUGA
This is a messenger RNA of Sciurus carolinensis (gray squirrel), 2034 nucleotides long. Its product is annotated as polyunsaturated fatty acid lipoxygenase ALOX15-like. Lineage: Eukaryota; Metazoa; Chordata; Mammalia; Rodentia; Sciuridae. Gene Ontology annotation, molecular function: protein binding; arachidonate 15-lipoxygenase activity; iron ion binding. The record is from RefSeq and is a predicted model, not a curated record. Gene Ontology annotation, cellular component: cytosol; plasma membrane. Gene Ontology annotation, biological process: lipid oxidation; linoleic acid metabolic process.